AUGCUCUGGAAAAACAAGCUCAUCCUUUGGCUCACAUUAUUUUCUGCGCACACGACCAACAUUAGCACCCAUGAUGCGGUGGCUGCUGGGUCUUCGUACCUCCUGGGAGUCGGCAUUGGGGAUGUUACAGGCCCCAUUGUCGAGACAAAUUUGAUGGGAUUUGCGAAUCCUUCCCAAAUUGAUACUGGCCUACAUAUGAGGCAGCGAAGUCGUGCGUUCAUCAUCGCGGAUACAGUAAAUCCUUCGAAUCGUGUGGUGUUCAUUAACUCGGAUAUUUGCAUGGGAGACACUGCUGCCCGUACUGAGAUUGUCCUGCAAUUGACUUUAAUCUAUGUCUAUUGCGUACCUGAAACCGCUUUCCACUGCAGAGAAAAGCUUUAUCCUGGGGUCUAUGACAACUCCAACAUUGCACUUGUGGGAACUCAUCAGCAUUCUGGGGUUGCGGGAUACCAUAAUUAUCUGCUCCCCCAAAUCACAUCAAAGGGGUUUAUACGGAAAUCUUACGAAGCUAUCGUAAAUGGCUCCGUGAAAGCCGUGAUCCAAGCUCAUAAUAGCCUCAAGCUGGGAACCCUUAGCCUUGGCAACACGACACUUCUUGACAGCAAUGUUAACCGCUCUCCCUACGCGUACUUAGCGAAUCCUGUAUCUGAACGUGCCAGAUAUCGAUACGACCAAGACAAAGACUUCACAUUGCUCAAGUUCACGGAUUCAGCGACUGGCUCCUCGCGCGGAUUUCUCUCGUUCUUUGCGGUCCAUGGAACAAGCAUAUAUCCGAAUAAUACUUUUGUCAGUACGGAUAAUAAGGGCAUGGCUGCUUAUCUUUAUGAAUCAUAUGUAAACCCGAAUGCCUUUCCGGGGCUGAACAACAGCUUCGUGGCUGGUUUCGCCCAAUCUAACGUAGGAGACACAAGCCCAAACACCCUUGGAGUCUACUGUGAGAGUCCAGGCCAACCCUGGGAUGGUCAGCCCUGCGAGUUCACAAAGUCUACGUGUGGCAAUAGUACCCAAGAUUGUCACGGUCGCGGUCCAGGGUUCCGAAUCUCCGACUUUGAAUCUAACAAGAUAAUUGGGACAAACCAAUUUAAGGCUGCGAAAACUCUUAUGGGAGGUUCAACGCUUGCACCUGUUUCGGGUGCUGUGAAGGCGCUACAUACAUACGUCCGAAUAAGCAAUUAUUCGUUCACGCUUGCCAAUGGUACGAAAGUGCAUACCUGCCCUGCUGCUAUGGGAUAUUCGUUUGCGGCUGGAACGACGGAUGGGCCUGGAGCGUUUGAUUUCACUCAAGGGAAUAAUGCUACGCAGAAACAGAAUCCGUUUUGGGAGCUUGUUAAAGGUGCUGUUACACCGGCUCCAAAUCCGGAGCAGAUUGAGUGCCAGCAUCCGAAGCCCAUUCUGCUGAAUACAGGUUACGCACACACUCCAUAUGAGUGGACUCCCUCCAUCAUCGAUAUUCAGCUCUUCCAAGUCGGACAAUUGGUCAUGCUUAUUGUACCCAGUGAAUUCACCACAAUGGCUGGCCGGCGAAUCCGCGAGGCAGUACGCGCGAAGCUCAUCUCAUCUGGAACCCUCGAUAAUUCCGCAUACGUUGUUAUUGCCGGCCCUAGUAACGUGUAUUCUCAUUAUGUCACCACACUGGAGGAGUACGGCAUUCAACGAUAUGAAGGUGCCUCGACGAUAUAUGGACAAUUCACAUUGGAAGCCUACAUAGAUAUUUACACUCAUCUCGUUCAGUACCUUAAACCAGGGAGCACCGCAACACCCAGCUCUGGACCUACUCCUCCUGAUCAAAUCAACGAGUCCAUUUCUCUUCAGGGAAGCUUCCCAGAUGUUAUUUAUGAUACACCUGGUAUCAGGCGUUUCGGGGACGUAUUAACUGAUGUCAGUACUUCAAUAUCGUACACGGCUGGUCAGACGGUCUUUGCGGUGUUUCAAGGUGCAAACCCUAGGAACAACUUGAGGCUGGAAGAAACGUUUCUUACUGUUGACAUGCUAGUCGGAUCAACGUGGGUACCAGUCCGAACGGACUCUCAUCCUUCCACAACUUUGAGUUGGAAGCGUACCAGUACGAUUUUGGCAACAUCCACUACCAACAUCACCUGGACCAUCGAGAAUGGGACACCUGCGGGAACCUACCGUUUGACUUACUACGGAGAUUCUAAGUCUGUUGUGGGAAUAAAGGCAUUCGUUGGCUAUUCGUCCUCCUUCACCAUCUCAGCUUAA
Messenger RNA from Cantharellus anzutake, 2220 nucleotides. RefSeq names its product Neutral/alkaline nonlysosomal ceramidase. Gene Ontology annotation, biological process: ceramide catabolic process; sphingosine biosynthetic process; long-chain fatty acid biosynthetic process. Gene Ontology annotation, molecular function: N-acylsphingosine amidohydrolase activity. Gene Ontology annotation, cellular component: extracellular region. The record is from RefSeq and is a predicted model, not a curated record. The transcript has 19 exons. Bases 1 to 2220 code for a protein of 739 amino acids. NCBI's taxonomy places the organism in Eukaryota, Fungi, Basidiomycota, Agaricomycetes, Cantharellales, Hydnaceae.